Tinamus guttatus (white-throated tinamou) is the source of this 363-nucleotide messenger RNA. Lineage: Eukaryota; Metazoa; Chordata; Aves; Tinamiformes; Tinamidae. The record is from RefSeq and is a predicted model, not a curated record.
CGGGCGGGAAGGCGCGAGCGUUGACGGGCGCGGGGCCGUGUCGCGCUGCCGGGGGUUCCCUCCGGCAGAGCCUGCCGCUGAACCCCAAACCCUUCCUGAACGGGCUCACGGGGAAGCCGGUGAUGGUGAAGCUCAAGUGGGGCAUGGAGUACAAGGGCUACCUCGUGUCCGUCGAUGGCUACAUGAACAUGCAGGUGAGGGGCCGCUCUGGCGCUUUGUUUUAUUAUUCUGCUCAUAGGUGCAAUAAUGUUUUGUACAUCAGAGGUGUGGAAGAAGAGGAAGAAGAUGGAGAAAUGAGAGAAUAGGUGUUUUGUAUAUCUGGAAAUAAACUGGGGUUUUUUUGGUCUUUUUUAUUUUCCACAA